Messenger RNA from Cygnus atratus (black swan), 1781 nucleotides. It is a transcript of the gene DNAJC5G, whose product is annotated as DnaJ heat shock protein family (Hsp40) member C5 gamma. The transcript is spliced from 3 exons. The record is from RefSeq and is a predicted model, not a curated record. The coding region runs from base 100 to 750 and encodes 216 amino acids. NCBI's taxonomy places the organism in Eukaryota, Metazoa, Chordata, Aves, Anseriformes, Anatidae.
CGGCCGUUGCGCGGCGCCGCUGACCCGGGCGGGCCGAGCCCCGGGGUGCGGAGCGGAGCGGUGCGGUCGGUGCCCGCCGUCCCCCGGCGCGGAGCCGCGAUGGCGGAGCCGGGGCGGGCGCAGCGGAAGCUGUCGCGGGUCGGGGAGAGCCUGUACCGCGUGCUGGGCCUGGAGAAGGGCAGCUCCCCCGAGGAGAUCAAGAAGGCCUACCGGAGGCUGGCGCUGCGGUACCACCCCGACAAGAACCCCGACGACCCGGCGGCGGCCGAGCGCUUCAAGGAGAUCAACAGCGCCCACGCCACGCUGAGCGACGAGGACAAGCGGCGGCUCUACGACCAGUACGGCUCCCUGGGGCUCUACGUGGCCGAGCAGUUCGGCGACGAUGCCGUGCGGCACUACUUCCUCAUGUCCAAGUGGUGGUUCCAGGCCCUGGCCCUCUGCUGCGGCGCGCUCACCUGCUGCUGCUGCUGCUGCUGCUGCUUCUUCUGCUGCGGGACGUGCUGCCCGCCCAAGGAGGACGACUCCUACAAGUACGUCGACCCCAAGGACCUGGAGGCACAGAUGGGCGCGGAGGACGGCGGUGAGUCGGGUGGAGGAGGUCCUGUGUCACCAGGGCACGGAGCGCUGCCUCCAGGCUGGACCGGGCUCAGCAGCUCUGGCGUUAACAGUUUGCGGGGCUUCCCGUGCGGACCCGGGCUGGUGACGGCGGGCAGGGGCACCGCACGGCUCGCGGGGCAGCUCCUUCCGUGAUUUCCUCUGGGCAAGGGCUCCGUGAAGCCCCUGCUGGCUCUGCAGGGCCCUUGCCCAGCUGGGCACGGAGCUGGGGGCAGCAGCUGUGCCUCAGGCUGGCCUUAUUCUCUGGGCACUGGCUGUGCCGCUGCCAGCGGGGGCUGCCCCUGGGUCACCCUGCGGGUUUCAGAGGGGACGGCUGGCGUGGUUGUGCACUGCCUGGGGCUUUGCGAGCUUUGGUCUGUGGGAGACUUCUUGAGAGCACUGGGAUGUCCUGACUACCUGUUCCCCAGCACCAUGGGACAGGGCUGUGCCACUGAUCUGCAGCUCCCGUUUUCCAGAUUCCACAGAUCCCGGUUGUGGCGCAGCCCCCGCCUGCCGGCGCACAGCCCCUGCCAUCUGUCAGCACCAAGACCGAGGCAUGAGGCUGGCCUCCAUCCUGCCGGCUCCCCGAGGACUCCGGAUAGGGAUCCUCCUUUGGGACUGUCACUUUCCAGGACCCCAGUCAUGCCACCCAGGGCUGCUCUCCAGCCUCAAGGUGGCUAGAAUCUCAGGUUAAAUUGGCCAGCAUCACUGCAGAGGUUCUUCUGCCCCUGUUUGAGCGCCAGGGCAAUGCUCCUGUCUCCCAGCACUGGUGACGGAGGCAACCCAGAGCCCUUGCUGCUGCACCCCAUCCGCAGUGCCUCAUCUGCUGCGGUGUUCCCAGCAGCCUGCCCAAGAAGUCACGCAUGGAGACCUCUUUGGGCCAGGCUCAACCCUGCAAGAAGUAGCUGUGUCCGAGACCGUUAGCACUGUAACCUCUGGGGCUGGGCUCAGCCCACUACCUGCCCUCACGGGGACCCUCCUGAUGGGUGCUGGGUGCCAAACUGCUGCUCGUGGGGUUGGGGUGCUGCCUGCUGUACCCCCUUCCUCUCUGCCCUGCCAUGGCUCCGGGGCGCUGGCUGCACCCCACUCCUGCUGCUAGCAGGCUCCCUGCAGGGCUGGGCCCCGUACAGGCACUUUCCUUGGGUUUUAAUAGAUUUUAUGGGCACUUUUAAAGGAUAACAGAACAU